UGUGCAGGUGGCUCCUCCUCCACCUCGCCCGAACCCGGACCGCGCCAGGCCUCAAGCUUGCUGCCUGGAGACGCCUUUGUGCCUGGCUCAGGGAGCCCGCGACGCCCCCUACACGCCCGGGCGCACUGUUCCGCUUCCCAACCCCUUGGGUACCGGCGGUGCGCGGGACCCGAACGCGACCGGAGCAGCGUUGGGACCCGAGGGCGCGGCAGGGGCGCCCCCGGCGCUAGGUGGGCGAUGAAGCUCCUGAAGCCCUGGGGGGCGGCAGGGGGCGGCUUUCUGCACCUUACCAUCCUACUGAGUUUAGCUGGGCUCCGGGUGGACCUGGACCUAGACCUCUACCUGCUGCCGCCGCCGCCCGCCGUAUUCCGCGACGAGCUGCUGCCCCUAGGCGGCCCGGCACACCCCGCCCACGCGAUCACCCCCUUCCCUGCCUCCGGCGGGUGGGGGCGCGCCGGCCCCCUGCACCCCAAAACCCGGGAGCUGGAUCCCGCGGCGCCUCUCGAGGGCCACCUGCUCCGGGAGGUGCGCGCACUCGGGGUCCCCUUCAUCCCGCGCACCCGAGUGGACGCGUGGUUGGUGCAUGGCGUGGCGGACGGGGACACAGACCGGAGCCAUGGGCUACUGAGCGCCGCUGCCUCGUCUGCCGCAGGAACCGGCGCCGGCGUGGAUGGCAGCAGCCAGGAAGAGCCCGGGGGCGACGGGGAGCGCCGAACGGUACGCGACAGCCCUUUGGCGGCCGAGGAGGAGGAGAAGGCAGCCGCAGAGCCGGUGGCGCAGGUGCCUGUCGCCAGUGGACGCACGAGCCAGGAGAAUGAAGUACUAAGAGAGAAGUGUGAAUCUGUGGCUCGCAGUUCCUGCAAGGACAAUGAAGAAACAGCAUCAGCUCAUGAGCAAUCACUGCAGCAGCACAAUAAUGAGAAUAAGAACACAACAGCAGAUAGACUUGACCAAGAGGUAGCAAAGACCACUGAAUCUAGAAAUGAGAGACACCUAAAUGGAACAGACACAUCUUUCUCCCUGGAAGACUUGUUGCAGCUUCUUUCAUCACAGUCUGAAUAUUCUCUGGAGGGCAUUUCAUUGGAAGAUACUUCAUCUUUUCCAGGUACCAUCAGUGAGAGUAUGAAUGUAGUAAACUUUAGCCAAGCAGUAAGUCAUGAUGUCAAUCUUCAUGAAGCCAUGUUGCUGUGUCCCAAUAACACAUUUUUCAGAAGAGAUCCACAAGAAGCAUUUCUGCAGCUCAAUGCUCAAGCCCUUCCUGAUACUAAUCUGACAGUAUUCCACUCACCCGUUGACAUUCAGAUGUGUAAUCUAACAAGCCAAGACCUUCUGUAUGGCCUUGAUGCGAACACAUUCGAUGAGAUAAACUUAAUGUCAUUGGCUGUGGAAGGUGGUUUUGAUCCAAUGCAAGUUUCUGAACUUUUUGAAGAACCAGAUUCUGGACUUAUGUUAAAUUUAAGUCACAGCAACACAUCUAUCACCAAGCAUCAUUCUCCUUUAUGUAAUGAAGGUGCUAUAGGCUAUACUAGUGACCUUGACAAUGUUUCCCAACAUCAUUUGGAGGGGGCUGUUGGUGGUUAUUGCCCACAACCCAGUAAACUUGGUCACAUGGAUCAUAGAUACCAAUCAGCUUUUCAAGAACUAUUUCAUCAAGUGUAUCAUAACCAUACUUACCACUUAAAGCCACCUAUAUCAGACCCCACUAGUGAAUCUUUUUCAAAGUCUGGGAAAUCACAGAAAAUGAUUAGGUACUUCAGUGACACAAGCAGAAACUUGAGCCGUGAUGAACAGCGUGCAAAAGCUCUGCAUAUUCCCUUUUCUGUUGAAGAAAUUGUCCGCAUGCCUGUUGAUUCUUUCAACAGCAUGUUAAGCAGGCACUACCUGACAGACUUGCAAGUCUCAAUGAUGCGCGACAUCAGACGAAGAGGGAAAAAUAAAGUUGCUGCUCAAAACUGUCGUAGGCGCAAAUUAGACAGAAUUUUGAAUCUAGAAGAUGACGUAUGCAACUUGCAAGCAAGAAAGGAAACCCUUAAGAGAGAGCAAGCCCAAUGCAACAAAGCUAUUAAUACAAUGAAACAGAAACUACACGAUCUUUAUCAUGAUGUUUUUAGUAAAUUGAGAGAUGACCAAGGUAGGCCUAUUAAUCCAAACCAGUAUAUACUUCAGUGCAGCCAUGAUGGGACUGUUUUGAUUGUACCAAAAGAACUGGUAGCCACAGGCCAAAAAACGGAAACCCAAAAGAUAAAGAGAAAAAAUAGAAGUUGAAGAUAGGUCAGUUCUUAUGGUCAUAAAUCACUCUCAAUAAAUGUCCAGGACUCAAGAGGUUGUAAUUCUGGCAAGUUGAGGGGAAAGCCACUUUUCACUUUCAUUAGGGCAGCGUGCCACUUCUAUAGCAGCGUAGACACUGGAGCUAUAUUUGAGCUGUAUUUUUAAUUCACUUAAAACACACAAACAAUUUGUGAACAUUUAACUUCAAAGGUUUAAAAUUUUUUAUUUGAACUUCAAUGAUUUUCUAGUAAUGCAGUUGCACUAAUGUGUCCCUUCAAAUUAAGACCACCUUUGUAAGGACAACCUCAUAUCCCAAGUCUUCAUUGCAUAAACAAACUAAAGCAAACCAUUUAAAGGGGAGCGAAAAGUAACGUUUUCUAAUAGAAAAACUAAAACCAUAAUAGAUGUUUAAGUAAUCUCAGAAAUACUGGUAAAAACUCCCAUUAGUCCCCACAGUUCUAUAGAGAUCCAUGAAUUUCUGUAACUUACAUGGACACCCAUUUAUGAACUUGUGUGCCAUCAAUGUGGGUAGCAUGACCAUAAGAGAAUCAAGUCUAUCGUUUCUGAAAAAUGUGAAACACCAUGUACAUAUAAAAAGGUACUACCUUUGGUUACACAAAUACAGGGUUUAUUCAGCCGGGCAGUUUAUUCCACUUUUAUUUUCAAACUCUAGAUUUUGCCAUUUAAUACCUUUAAAUACAAAUACCACCAAAAGUCCAGUUUUGCUCACUGAACUGUUCAGACCAUCACAGGUCUAUUUGCUCAACAAUGCCUUAUACCCUCAAAAUUUGUGUUACUACCUGGCAAGGCUAUCCAGACUGAUUAAAAACAACUCAUUUUAGUGAAUGUCAAGACAACUGUGUACAAAAUCACAAUAUUGAUGGAAACUGGUUUCAAUAUAUUGCACAUGGUUAUUAAAGUUCAAAUUUCACAGUAAGUCACCAGUCAUACAUGAUAAAUCUUGAAUAUCAGAGCCAUUUGAACAAUUAUACUUCUGACCAUAAAAAAGUGCAGUUUGUCUACUACCUGAGACCCUACCCUGCUUGGUUCACUAAAACUCAAGGAUCCUACAAUAGGCACAUUUAUGUUUAAGUCUAUUUGGUACAUCAAGAUUGCAUUUUGUAACAAGCACCCACCUGGAUUCCCUUGAUAUAUAUUAGUGCUUUUAUAUUAACAUGAAAAUUUGCAAUCUACAAUAAACUCAUGUCACAAAACA
Cavia porcellus (domestic guinea pig) is the source of this 3484-nucleotide messenger RNA. It is a transcript of the gene Nfe2l3, whose product is annotated as NFE2 like bZIP transcription factor 3. Gene Ontology annotation, biological process: regulation of transcription by RNA polymerase II. The coding region runs from base 238 to 2265 and encodes 675 amino acids. NCBI's taxonomy places the organism in Eukaryota, Metazoa, Chordata, Mammalia, Rodentia, Caviidae. The record is from RefSeq and is a predicted model, not a curated record. Gene Ontology annotation, molecular function: DNA-binding transcription factor activity, RNA polymerase II-specific; RNA polymerase II cis-regulatory region sequence-specific DNA binding. Gene Ontology annotation, cellular component: nucleus. The transcript has 4 exons.